Symbiodinium necroappetens is the source of this 3249-nucleotide messenger RNA. The record is from the annotation of a GenBank genome assembly. Lineage: Eukaryota; Dinophyceae; Suessiales; Symbiodiniaceae.
AUGGUUCGCCAAUGGACGCUUCUGGAGAAAGAAAGGGAUGAAGCAAACCAGGAAAGGCAUGUGAACGACCUGCAGCGUGAAGCUAUUCAGCGGGAAAGGGAGCGAUUGCUAGAAGAGGGUGCCAGAUUGCAGGAGAGCAGGCUGGCCUGGCAGGGUGCCAUGCAAGAAGCAGACCUGCAGCGACAGCAUGGUGAGAUCCAACAGAGCUUGCUUAAAGCUAAGCGGCUAGAGGAUGAACAGCGCCUGAUGUUCGACUCUGCUCGGGAGUCUGCUCGCAAAGAAGCGGAGCAGGUUCACAAAGCAGCUGAGACGCAACGGCAAACUGAUGCCCUGGAGCACCAGAAACAGUUGUCGGAGCUCAAGGAACAAGUGGCUGUUCUGCAGGUUGAAUUGGCUCACAGAGAACAGGCCGCGCAGCCACAGCAACCUGACUUACAUCUCUUUCUAGACCAGCUGCUGCAGCAGUUCCGACGAGCCGAGUCGCAAUCGACGAGCUCUAGCGAGGAAAAGGAAAGGGCCCUUAGGGACGAAGAAAUGAAGCAAUUGCGCGAGGCUCGCCAGCAGGAGCAAGCCGAAGUGGCUGACUUGAAGGCCGAGGUGCGACGCUUGCACGUGGAGUUGACGAAGCCGAAGCCCCCUGAAGCGGUCGAGAUGCAAAUGCCCCAGCAGUUAUUGGAAACAUUACAAGAGCUUGUGCAACGGCUUCCGAUGCAAGCAGAGCAAACGGACAAGGAGGCAAUCUCUAAGGCAGCAGCGGCCAAAGCAGUUGCAACAAAAGCUGAGGAGGGGAGUGUGGCACAAGACCGGGCAAAGGAGGAGGAGGAGGAGGAGGAGCAUCUGGCUGCGGCAAGGCAAGCUGCAGCGAAACAAGCUGAAGACCAGCGAGUUGCCGCAGAAGAAGCCCGGAAGAAGGAGGAGCAGCUCUUAGCCCAAGAGGUGGCUGCCAAAGAGGCAGCGGAGAAGGAAGAGGAGGCUGCUGCCACAGAAGCAGCGGAGAAGGAAGAGGAGCAGCGCGUUGCAGCAGAAGAAGCCCGGAAGAAGGAGCAGCGCCUAGCCCAAGAGGUGGCUGCCAAAGAAGCAGCGGAGAAGGAAGAGGAGCAGCGCUUAGUGGCUGCCAAAGAAGCAGCCGAGAAGGAAGAGGAGCAGCGCCUGGCAGCGGAAGAAGCCCGGAAGAAGGAGGAGCAGCGCGUAGCCCAAGAGGUGGCUGCCAAAGAGGCAGCAAAGAAGGAAGAGGAGCAGCGCUUGGCCGCAGCCAAGGAAGCCACAGCUGAACAAGCUGAAGAGGAGCGCGUGGGAGCAGAAGCCGCACGGAAGAAGGAGAAGCAGCGCGCAGCCCAAGAGGUGGCUGCUAACGAGGCAGCGGAAAAGGAAGAGGAACUGCACUUAGUGGCUGCCAAAGAAGCAGCGGAGAAGGAAGAGGAGCAGCGCGUGGCAGCGGAAGAAGCCCGGAAGAAGGAGGAGCAGCGCUUACCACAAGAGGUGGCUGCCAAAGAAGCAGCGGAGAACGAGGAGGAGCAGCGCUUGGCCGCAGCCAAGGAAGCCGCUGACGAACAAGCUGAAGAGCAGCUCGUGGCAGCAGAAGAGGCCCGGAAGAAGGAGGAGCAGCGCUUAGCCGAGGAGGUGGCUGCCAAAGAAGCAGUGGAGAAGGAAAUCUCGACCACAGCCGGGCAAGCAACAGCUGAGCAAGCUGAAGAGGAGCGCGUGGGAGCAGAAGAGGUCCGGAAGAAGGAGGAGCAGCGCUUCGCCCAAGAGGUGACUGCCAAAGAGGCAACGGAGAGGGAAAGACCGACUGCUGCAGAUGCCGUUGCGGAAGAGCUGCUCCAGCAGGUGACGGCAGAGGCCGUUCUCGAGCAGCACGAGGCUGCAAGGAGAAGGGCGGCUCAGCAGUCUGCUCAGAGCCCUGGCGAAGCCUCGAGGGAUGGAGAUGCAGUCGACACCAUCACGGACGAAGUGCUGCAGCUGCUCAUGCAGGAGCUGGCGGACGAGUUGAUGCCUAGUGAGGGAGAUGCUGGACAGCCUGGGGUGGAGCUGCAGGCUGCCUUCUACUCCGGGCUUCGAGGGGGCCAGCUGUUCGGUGAGGCCGUGGUAAGGAUUUGCCAGAAGUGGGGAUGGACGGACUCCUUACCUUUUGCCGAGGGCUCAUCAGGGAUCGUGAGGGCAUGGGCCCUUCAAUGCAGAAGAGUCCUACCUGGACGAAGCUAUCGGAUACCCACUGGCCAUGAUCGGCUUCUACUUUCAGUUAACGCACUUCUUUGCGCUGCUGCCCUUCCCUCUGGACUGGAUACUUUGGCCUCUGACUGCCUUGGAGAGCUUGCUGGAGCUUCAGGGCGGCUUGAUCUGAACCGCUGCUCACACCUGGCAGAUCAGCUGGUGACGAGUCGGCUGACAGGCCGCAGAGGGCGAGCCGACACCUCCCUGGAGAGGCAUGAGGAAAAUCCUGGUAUUUUGACCGGCCAGCCUAAAAUGGCAGAACUGGCUGACAUUGCGCCGAUCUUCUCCAGCUAUUCGGCUUCUUCUUCCGGAGAGAUAGACGGCAGGAGCUUUACGAAGCUUUGCAAGGACUGCAGCCUGGUGGAUCGGAUCUUCAGCUCGACGGAUGCCGACCUGAUCUUCGCAAAAGUGGUGCCGAAGGGACAGCGCCGCAUCACCAUAGCCGAGUUUGAGAAGGCUCUCGGCCUCAUCGCCGAGCGGCGUGGAUGCAGCCAGGAGGAUGUCAUGCAAAGGGUCGCCGAUGGAGCGGGUCCAGCCUUGGAAGGUACCAAGGCCGAGGCUGUGCGCUUUCAUGAUGACAAGACAACCUACACUGGCACCCAUGCACGCGGCGGGCCGGAGUCUGUACCGAAGGGCUACGGCCAUGUGCCCCAGUCCAUGAAGCCACGGCGGUCGCUGUCACGGACAUCUAGCGGAGCAUGUGCAUUGCCGAAUCUCCUCGGUGCUAGCACUGGCAGCAGUUCCGGAUUGGAGCGCAAGCUCAGCCGAACAGGAUCCAAUGGAUGGAUACGGCCAUUGACUCCCCUGGAAAAAGCUGCAACAAUCGGUCGCAGAGAGGGCUGUGGUCUCCUGGAGAAUGUCUUUGAAGCAUAUUGCAGCCCAGGCCAAACAGAAAUGGAUGGGAAAGGCUUCGCCAAGCUGAUGAAGGAUAGCAAGAUCGUGGGCACAAGGUUCACGACAACGGACGGGUUGCAGAAAUUGAAUGGGAUUGGGUCCUUUUGGCUGGUUUGCGUGUCUGUGCAGAUCACGGGAGGAUAG